GGGCGGGCUGCCGCGCGGGUCGGGCCCUGCCCUCCGGCCCGCCCUAGGCUGCCAGGGCCUUCGGGCCACGCGCCUGGCCCUAGGGCUGCGGGUCUGGCCGCCGUGUGGGGACCUUAAAACGUCUCGUGGUCUUUCGAAGCGCUCUGACAGCUCUGAAGGGCUUUGUAUUCCAAACUAAAUCAAAGCGCUUUGUAGUCCCGGAAGCGCUUUAGCGUCUCCGAAGUAGCGCCGUGCAAACUGAAGCGCUUGGUGAUCUCGGAAGCACGUUGUGGGCUUGGAAACCAAACCGAAGCCUUUAGUAAAUUUCGGAUCGUUUUGACUUCUCCGAAGCGCUUUGGAAUUGCAAACUGAGUCGAAGCGCUUUGGCAUCUCUGAAACCUUGAGAACUGUGAUGGGCAGUGGAAAGAAGAGGGAAAGGUGCCCAUGGCGUCGGAGCGGCGCAAGGUCAAGUACCACUGGAGCAGCACGUCGGAAGGGUGUCCCAGCAAGCGCAGCUGCCUCCGGGAGCCCAGUGAUGUGGCCCCCUCCAGCCGGCCAGCUCACAGCUCUGUGUCGCGUUCAGGAAGGGCCAGCAGCCCCAAGCGCCUGAAAGCCCAGAGGGAGGACGAUGUGGCUUGCUUGCCGCGGUUAUCCUGGGGCUCAUCCCGAGGCAGAAAUUCCUCCUCCCCUUCUUCCGGCCCAGGUGUGGGCGGGGCCGCAUCCAAAGGCUGCCUGAUUCGGAGCACUCGCGGGUUCCUUUCGUCAGGGGGAUCCCCUCGACGCCCUGCCGACCCUUCUCUAGAAGAAAUGGCUUCCCUAGAGGAGGAAGCCUGCAGCCUUAAGGUUGAUUCCAAAGAUAGUUGCCGUAACUCCAUGAACUCUGAAUGUGCAGCUGAGGCUGAGGGUCAGAAUGAUACAACUGAGGAACCAAACAAGGUUCAGAAAAGGAAGAGGGAUAGACUUCGAGACCAAGGCUCCACAAUGAUCUACCUGAAGGCUAUUCAGGGCAUCCUGGGGAAAUCAAUGCCAAAAAGGAAGGGCGAGGCUGCCAUUAGGGCAAAACCAAGUACAGGAGAGCAUCCCAGCCGUGGAGGAGGACCAGCCAGGAGUGAAGGACCAACCAGGAGUGGAGAAGGACCACCCAGGAAUGUCAAGGCCACAAGUCCUCAGAAAGAGAAAGAGUCAGUCCCAGAGGUGGAAGUGGAGGAGGAAAAGCCCGUGCUAGAGAGGAGCAACUUCUGCGACAGGAGAGUGGUUAUAGACCCUCAGGAGAAACCUGGUGAGGAGCCACUUGGUGACCGAAGGACAGUCAUUGACAAACACUCGCCACCCCUAGAGUUUUUGGAUGACUCUGACUCUCAUUUAGAAAUCCAAAAGCACAAAGAUAGGGAGGUGGUGAUAGAGCGCCUCUCUUCAGGAAGUGACUGGUCUGACGUGGAUGAGGUCUCCACAGUCAGAUUCUCUCAGGAGGAGCCUGUCUCACUGAAACUCCCAGCAGCUCCAGAGCCGCCACCUUUCACCACGGACUAUGUCAUGUACCCGCCUCACUUGUACAGUAGUCCUUGGUGUGACUACGCCAGCUAUUGGACCAGCAACCCCAAGCCUUCAGCCUACCCCUCCAUGGGCAGCAGCAGCAGCACAGCCCCGGCUGGGAGGAGCAGCCAGAGUCUCCUGAGUGAUUAUUCCCCCAACUCUACAGUGAGCUCCCACAACACCUCCAGAGACUUGGAGGCCACAGAGGAAGGCAGAUCCCAGAACUCCAGGUCAUUUAGUUUCUCCAGAGGCUCAGAAGAAGAAGAGUUGAAGGAGAAAAGAACAUUCCAAGAGGAGACGCCACUGCGUCCUUGUGGAGGGCACACAUCUAGCUCCCUUCCUCGGAGCCACCGGGAGCCAAGCCUGGAGGAGGGCUUCAUUGAUACCCAUUGUCACUUGGACAUGCUCUAUUCCAAGUUGUCUUUCAAAGGGACUUUUACCAAGUUCAGAAAAAUUUAUAGCAGCUCCUUCCCUAAGGAAUUUCAGGGCUGCAUCUCUGACUUCUGUGAUCCUCGGACGCUGACGGAUUGCCUGUGGGAAGAGCUGUUGAAAGAAGAUCUGGUUUGGGGGGCCUUUGGCUGUCACCCUCAUUUUGCACGUUACUACAACGAAAGUCAAGAAAGAAAUCUUCUGCAAGCCUUAAGGCACCCCAAGGCUGUGGCAUUUGGGGAAAUGGGCUUGGAUUACUCUUACAAGUGUACCACGCCUGUCCCAGAACAGCACAAGGUAUUUGAGAGACAACUACAGCUGGCUGUGUCUCUAAAGAAGCCCUUGGUGAUCCACUGCCGAGAAGCUGAUGAAGAUCUGCUAGACAUCAUGAAAAAAUUUGUGCCCUCUGACUACAAGAUCCAUAGGUUAGAAGACUGGAACUUCAGCAGGCAUUGCUUCACCGGCAGCUAUCCGGUCAUUGAGCCCCUGUUGAAGUACUUUCCCAACAUGUCUGUGGGCUUCACGGCGGUCCUGACAUACUCCUCUGCCUGGGAGGCCCGGGAAGCUCUGAAACAGAUCCCGCUGGACAGAAUCAUUGUGGAAACUGAUGCUCCCUACUUCCUUCCUCGCCAGGUUCCCAAAAGCCUUUGCCAGUAUGCCCACCCAGGCCUGGCCUUGCAUACAGUUCGAGAGAUUGCCAGGGUCAAAGACCAGCCGCUCUCCCGCACCUUGGCCACCUUGCGUGAGAAUACCAGUCGCCUCUACAAUCUUUAGACAGAAAGGACACAAUCAGGAGUCUCCUGGAAAAGGGUGACCAGCGGCCUGACAUAACACAGGCUGGGUUUGCACUCUGCCUGUGCCCCAGGUCAAGGAUAUGUUUGGCGAGCCCGUGGAACAGAGAAAACCAGGACAGGAUGUUUCCUCGAAACCUCGUCAUAAGGCUUCAGCUUCUGGCUGGUGGAUGGGGUGGGUGGAGUGGAUGUGGGAUGAGGGUGUCACUGCCCCAAAUAGCAUCAGGGUUUUGCCACCCAGCCAAAAUACUCCAGGGUAGGCAGUGAAGAAGAAGAGUUUGCCAGUCCAAGUCUUGUUCUCUGCAGCCUGUAUUUUUGAGUAGUCUGUGAAUAAAGUCGCCCUCCUCCUCAGCUAAGCACAUGUGGGUGUGUAACUCAGUUCCUGGUUCUCAGUUCUAAAAAUGAACUCCCGAGUGGGAAAUCUCUUGGGAAAUUCACCGGACACCUGUCUCAGACAGAGGUUUAUUUUCUUGCAACCAGUGAAAGUGAAGUCAUUCUCCUCCUUUCCUGGGUAACUCUUCAAUUUGGCUGUCACUGUUCCGGUGUCAACUCCAGCAUCAGCACAGGCGGAAGGACUUCGGCUACUGGUCUCAUUGGUCCUGCUGCCAUCAGUGUGGAGGUGUGCAGAGGGGCACUCGUCCAUGGAAGUCCUGGCUGAUGGAGAUCCAGGACAGCCGGGGGGACUCGGGGAAGAGGACCCUGAAGGAGGUACUCCCUGCUUACUUAUGCCCCCAGGACGCUUUUUGGGUGUGUUAAAUGGAUAAAGGCUCAGUUUACAGCAGAAGCUACCUGCUAGUGUGGUGUCAGGGGUCCCAGCCUCCCUUUUUGCCCUCUUUUCUCGAACACUUGACCAAAAAUAAUCCUUUUGUUUCACUCCAUGUCUCAGCCCAUGUGUGUCCCACCCAGGUUGAGAGGUCAUCAGUUUCAAUCUCCAAAUCUCUGCUUGGGCAGCUCAGCCAUGGUAUAUCGCCUGUGCAGAACAAGCAGGCCUGGUGUCUAUAAAUAUGUCAGUCCAGUCCCUCUCUUCCCUCUCCCAGGUGUCUCCCUUGCCUUUCCUCUUCUGUGUCCUGUCUUUCUCUGUGUUUUACAAGUGAGAGACUCUCCUUUGACUUUUGAGCAACUAUGUCAUCCCACGUUCUAAGCUCUGCUCUGCUCCGCUCCCUGCAGGUGCCUUGUAAAGGUAUACCCAUUACAGGCCCUAGAGAUUAUAAUGGCUGAGGGUUAAGUGUGAGGAGACUCUACACUUUGUUUAUAAAGGAUCCUUCACCCUCAUCUCCUGCAGUGAGACAAAUAGGCCACCUGGAGUCCCUUGUCUGUUUCUUGGAGACUUAAAUUGUAAAAUCCAUCACUUAUGGUGGAUUCCUCUAGGUAUUUUUGGAAGCACAUUUGAGCCUUCUAAGCUAAAAUAGAAUGGAUUUAAUGUUUCAUAUCUGGUAUUUCCAUCUUGCCCUGGUACACAAGUAACUGGCCUGGGAAAUAGGCCUUGGUUCACUGUCCAUCUUCCAUGGAUCAGCUGUGCUGUUGUGUUGCCUGUGCCUCAAAUUUGCCCAUGUGGGGAAUCAGGGGGACCUUGGUCUCCUACUUGGAAGAUUUGGGGGGCUGCUAAGUAUAUCAAAGUGCUUUAUUGUCACCCACAUGAACUGCACCGUAGCCAUCUCCUCUACAGCGAGCCCUUUAAGUCAAUACAGCCUCCACGUGAAACCAACUAGCCCUGCAUUAGAGGAUGAAAGACUAGAUGGAGGUCUCCGAGCCUAUGCAGUCCACCUGCCAAGGAAAAGCACAAGGUGCUAUCUACUUUUCUCUCUAGGAUAUAGGAUUAUCAUUUAUGUGCUGUUACCCAGUGAAACCUUACCUGUGUGGGCGUGAAAGCUGGUUGGCAUUGUUUUUGAUUCAGUUUUUUUGGAUGGCUGACUUGAUUGUUUUUGCUGUGCUGCUGGAAUGCCUCUGUAUAAUUUUCCCCUGUUUGGCCAUCUUUUUCUGUAAAUAAAGUGAUGAAUUCUCUAGCCAA
Messenger RNA from Lemur catta (Ring-tailed lemur), 4740 nucleotides. RefSeq names its product TatD DNase domain containing 2 (gene TATDN2). Bases 424 to 2715 code for a protein of 763 amino acids. The transcript has 8 exons. NCBI's taxonomy places the organism in Eukaryota, Metazoa, Chordata, Mammalia, Primates, Lemuridae. Gene Ontology annotation, molecular function: hydrolase activity, acting on ester bonds. The record is from RefSeq and is a predicted model, not a curated record.